CGGCGCCCUUAGGGAGGGUGAUGGGCUAGAACUGCUAAGUAUUAUCGUUCUGCGAGGUAGGUGUUGAAGAUUCGUUUCCCCCCCUGUAGUGCAGCAAGAAACGCUUAGUCCACCCUCGUAGCUGGCAACCCCUUUCAGUUUCACGUGUCAACAGCAGGAGCUGCCAACGCGGCCGCUUCACUCAUUCACGCCACACAUCCGCGGCCUCCGCGGCUUGCGCUUAGCGCACUUGUAGGAGCAACCCGUCCUUCCUAGCGAACCACACAGCGCCAGACCGACCGACCGCUCCCAGCGGCGGGCAUCAGGCGGACAGAGCAUACAGCAACCGCAAUCAAGCAAUAAGCGCUAAACGAGCGCACGUAACGACGGCGAGCGCUAGUCGCAGCGCGGGCUUGCGCGGGUUCUUCUGGCGUUACGAGGGGUGCGGGUGGUGGCGCGCGCAACAGUAGCUGCGGGCGCGCGAGAUCGCUGGGGUGGGGUGCCGGGGGGGUGCGGCAGGGGGCGCUUGGGGGCGGAGGUGGCGAUCGUGCUAGACUGGGAGCUAGGCGAGAACGAGGGAGUCUUGGAGUGAGAGAGAGAGUGAGGGAGCGAGUGAGAGAGAGAGAGAGUGAGGGAGGAAGAGAGGGGGAGGGAAAAAGGGAGAGAGGGGGCGAGAAAGGGGGAGAGAGGGGGAGAGAGCGAGGGAGAGAGAGGCGAGAAAGGGGGAGCGAGAAAGGGAGAGCGAGGGUGAGUGAUUGUUAGCGCAGGAGUGAGCGAGGCGGAGGGGGAGUGAGCGAGGCGGAGGGGGAGUGAGCGAGGCGGAGGGGGAGUGAGCUAGGCGGAGGGGGAGUGAGCGAGGCGGAGGGGGAGGGAACGAGGCGGAGGGGGAGUGAGCGAGGCGGAGGGGGAGUGAGCCGGCGUGCGAUGGAGGGCAUGCGGUUCGAGGACCUGCGGUGGGACGAGGACGCCGUGGCCCCGGACGACCUUAUGAAGCGCGCCGCCAGGAUCGUGGCGGACGCCAAGCGUGUCGUCGCGUUCACCGGCGCGGGGACCUCCGUGGAGUCAGGCAUCCCUGACUUCCGCAGUGCGCACGGGCUGUGGGCGCGCUUCGACCCCGCCACCUACUGUAGCUACCCCGUCUUCCAAUCCAAGCCGGAGCUGUUUUGGGAGAUGGUGCGUGCUCUGCUGGCGGACCUGAGUCCGGCGCAGCCCAACGCGGCGCACCGAGCGCUGAGCGACCUGCAGCGCCUGGGGCUGCUCACGUGUGUGGUCACGCAGAAUGUGGAUGGGCUGCACCAGGAGGCGGGCAGUGAGGGUGUGGUGGAGGUGCAUGGCAACGCGCGCAUGUGCACGUGCACGGCAUGCGGGCACAGCGUGGGCAAGCAGGUGGCGCUGGAGCAGCUCGAUAAGGGCGUCGCAGUGCCCGUGUGUCCGGUGUGCUCGGGCGUGCUUAAACUGGAUGUAAUUCUCUUCGGCGAGGCCAUGCCAGCAGCGGCCAUGUCGGCUGCAGUGGCUGCUGCUGCGUCCGCUGAUGUCCUGCUCGUCAUCGGCACGUCACUCAUGGUUGCUCCCGCCAACAGUCUCACGCACAUGUGUCGCAUGCGUGGCGGCAGGGUCAUAGCAGUCAACCUGGACCCGGACGCAUUCGUGUCAGCAGACGUGGGGCUAGAGGGCAAGGCGGGGGAGGUGCUCCCGCAGCUGGUGGCAGCAGUCAGGCAAAGACUGGGAGGGGAGCGAAGGGCCACUGCUGGCCCUCCUGCUGCUGCUGAUGGGGAUGCUGUGAUGAAUGGGCCGGGGGAGGGCGAGGGAGGGUCCAAGGGAGUGCUUGGCGGGAUCUUGAACCGACUAGGGCUUAGCUAGCAGGUCAUGCGGUGGAGGAGCUCUCUGAGACAGUGAGUAUACGAUCUGAGGCAUGUUUGGUCUGUACAACGUUGCAGUUGUAUUGUUUUAAGAGCAACUUUUGCACGACGUCAUUGUAAAAGUGAAACACGUGUUUCGGGUGGCCAGGAUCUAGAGUUGGUGGAACCACGAGUAAAAGUCAGCGGAAGACUUCACACCUGUCCGAGAUGACAAGGAUAAUCAUAAUGAGUACCGUAAACCCACG
Messenger RNA from Closterium sp. NIES-67, 2083 nucleotides. NCBI's taxonomy places the organism in Eukaryota, Viridiplantae, Streptophyta, Zygnematophyceae, Desmidiales, Closteriaceae. The record is from the annotation of a GenBank genome assembly.